AAAGAGGAGGAGGAGAGAGGAGGAGGAGGAGGAGGAGGAGGCAGAGCAGUUAAAGCAGGGAUGUCAGGCCGUCCCACUCCCAUUCAGCCCAAACGCAGCAGAGCAGAAAGGAGCUUGAACGCCACGGCGGCUGAUGACUGACCUGAUACCGACUCGUCUGCGUCACACUCUCAUCAUACCAAACCCACAGAGGCGCUGAGGGCUGCAGCCCGGCCAGGCGAUGCUCCUGACAGCAACCUUCUUUGCACCUCCUGAGAGCUCUCCACAAAGGACCUCCUCCGACCGUUUGGCACGCACCUGAUCCCUGUUCUUCAGGAGAAAAAAAAACAAAGAAAUCCGACUCUUGAGCAGAGCAGGUAAAGGAGCCAUCACAACCUGCCUCUACUGCUGAAACUAGACACACCAGACUAAAGUGGCGGCCAUCUUUGGUGCCUGAAGAUGUUGGAGAAAAUCCUUAAGGACAUGUGGGUGGAGCCGGAGUUGCUGGAGGCCCUAAAUGAAGAGCAGAAGAAGAUCCUCUUCCUAAAGAUGAGAGAGGAGCAGGUGCGCCGCUGGACCGAGAGGGAAGAGAGGGAAGAGAAAGAAGGACGGAGCAACACCCAGACCAAGAAAGCUUCAAGUAAACACGUGUCGUGGCUUCUCGGUCGGGAUGGGGACGUGAGCGUCAGCGUGAUAGGAGAGGUGGACGAAUUCAGGUCCUCCAAAAUCCUGCAGAACCUCCAGACCAGACUCCACACUGAUAAUAUGAAUGGCAUCCAGACGGCGGACUUGCUGCCAGGAAGAGAGGCCCAGCAGCUCAGCUUCAAAGACAACGUCAAGCUGCCCCUCGCAGAUGUGAACGAAGAACCGGUUUCGUCGAACGGCCAAUCGUCUGAGGAGGGUUUUAGUGCCGACGGCGACCUGAAAGACCCCGCAAAGGACGGUUGUGUAACAGAGCUCAAGAAGACGUUUGCAGACCAUCCCCACAACACAUCACCUGCCCGCCCCAGACCGCUCAUACCUGACAAACCGGCUCACCUACAGAGGACGGCGCACAGUUGACGGGUGUAGGACUGCAUCCACCCCGCUGCAAGACGACACUCGACCCUCAGAGAGCCAAAGGUUACAUUACUGAGCGUGCUCAGCUCCACGCAAGCGCCACAGCUCGCUUAGGAAAAAGGCCAAAGCAUCGAUGAACUGAACAUCACUGCACGAUUUGAUGUUUAGAUCUGACCUGAACAGCAAAACCAAAGAGAUUCCAGAUGAAAUUUGAGCUCAAACAUAGUUUGUCACUUGCAGAGACACAAAAGCUUUGGUUAAAAAAGUAAAUUUACCACUCAAAUGCCACAAGAAACUGUUUUUCUUCAACCGAAACAAAUGUGAACUGAAUAAAUCAUCCUGCUCCCCCCUGUA
Molecule: messenger RNA, 1392 nt
Organism: Oryzias melastigma (Indian medaka)
Lineage: Eukaryota; Metazoa; Chordata; Actinopteri; Beloniformes; Adrianichthyidae
Exons: 6
Coding region: 439-1041 (200 amino acids)
Cellular component (GO): cytoplasm
Source: RefSeq, a predicted model, not a curated record